GUCCGUACCGCGCACUCUCGGGCUCUGACUCUACUCUUAACUAGGUCAACCCCGUCGAACGGGUACCCUCCGUGCAUUAGCUCUACGAGGGAGAGACCUCGACAGUAGCAGCGCGCUCGCGGCCAAAGAGCACUGCCGAAGAGGUGCCCUCGUUUUUCCCUUUCUUUUUCGUAGCCCGUUUCGUGAGAGAACGGAUCGCCCGGUCGUAUUUGAAGUAUAGUGUUCGUGCUCUCGGAUCGUGGGGGUGAUUUCUCGGAUCGACUUUGCAAAUAGUUUCGAGUGACGGGGUGGUCUUCGGAAGACACUUUGCAUUUGACAUUAGGAUUUGUCGAUAAUCGGAUAGAUUUGUGCAGUGAAGGGAUAGAGUUCUAGAAUACAACGUACAGAUUGAAUCUAAUUAGCGUGAAUUUUUAUCAGCGAUAAUCCGCUGUCAGCAGCAAGCUCUUAUCGAUAAAUCCGACAGUUUGCUGUCUCGUAAAAGCAACUGUAUGUCGGGGAGAACUAGGAGGUCGAAUGGUAUGAGCGUGACCGGAAUAAAACAGCGAGAGGACACCGGCAAGAAUUAAAAAGGUGCGCGAACGGUGGCGCGUCUAGAGAGUGAUAUCCCGAUAAUAGAUAGUAAAGGAUGAUGCUUGGUGGUAAAGGAUAACUUUACGGAUUUUGGGAUAAUAUUCCUGCGAAAGGUUUCGUCGAUUUUCGCGGAUAUCCUCUGCGACGCGAUAAAACUAACAAGAUGACGGUCUGUGAGAUAAUUAAGAGACUCUUAAGGGUUUCAGUGCGUUUCCCGCGUCUUUAAAAAUCGCAAGCCCAGAGAAAAUUUGUGAAGAUAUUUAUUUUAGACGAACACUGCCGGUCUUUCGAACAUCAGUUUGACCUGCGCCUGGCGUCGAUCCCGUGAGUUUUAGUGAUAUGCCACUCGAUAUUAGCAGCGAAAUUUUAAGUGUGAUACCAUCGAUUAAUUUUAUCGUCGGACAUCCUGGGUCGAGAAUUAUUAAAGGAAGUGCCGUACGUUCGUGAAACUCGUGAUUUGCGUCAUUCACCUUCCUACGCAUCUUUCAUGUCAAAAAUAAAACUCCGCGUCGGAGAAGCGUCGCGAAAUCCCGUGUUGGACACGUCAAUAUCAGUGCUCGUGUAACGAAGAAUAAACUGUAGAACGAGCAUCGAGGGAAGGUGCGAUCAUCACUCGGCAUGAAGGACAUGCAUUGGCUCGUUUGCACCUGCAUCCUCACGGCGACGACGGUGCUUUCCUGCCGGCAGAGCGAGUUUCAGUGCGCCAACGGGCAUUGCGUCGCCCUCAACAAAGUCUGCAACGUUGUCGACGACUGCGGAGAUGGGAGCGACGAGACGCGUCCGUGUUCACCUUGCAAUAAAACGUACUACGGCGACGUGGGGAAGACGUACGAUCUGGAAUUGCAUCGACCGAAGGAAGAUAAGGUGCCUUACAUUUGCAAGCUCACCUUCAACGCGCCAGGUGACGAUUUCGGUGAUAUCGUGCAGCUGACCUUCGACAGCUUUACUCUAGGCAAAUUCGUAUCGUUCACCGCAGAGGGAUGUCCCGACGGGUCCCUGCAAAUCUCAGAAGCGCAACGUCCCGACGUCGGCGGUCUUUGGUGCGGCACGUCCUGGGGACCCGCGAUCUACUACAGCGAGACACCCAGCGUCUCGAUCAUCCUCAAGCUGUUCAGGCUCAGCAAAGAUCAGACGGGAUUCAACUUCGACUUUAGAAUGGCGUAUAAGAUGAUCAGGAAGUCCGACGCGGUGGUGCGCUACGGAAAUCCCUUCGUCGGAAUAACGCAGGUCGUUGGGACGCCGGCAUCGACCGAGCGCACGGCGUCCGCCGAGUACGCGAACACGUCGAUGGCGAUGCCGGUGCAAAUGGUCGAGCAACACGUGCCACCACCUACGAAACCGAGCACCGAGCAGUUCUUAGGGGACCUAAUAUCCGGGACUUAUUGCUCCCGUAUAUUCACCGACUGCGACCGGAAGAAGUGCAGAUUGCAGUCGCCUAACUUCCCCGGUCUCUAUCCCCGCAAUCUCACCUGCUACUAUGCGGUGAGGCAGCACGAGGUGCCGGCGGGCAAGCACGCUUUAAUACACGUAAAACAGCCCCGGGGCCAAUUGGUAGCUGUAAGAGCACGACCAGCGACUCAGGCCGAGGCGCCACCCCGGGAACUGCGUCUCUGGCAAGAUUGCGACGUCGUUCAGGACUACGUAACAGUGUAUGACGGAUACACCACCAGGGAGCCUGUGAUCCUAAAAUUUUGUGGCGGCGGGGAGCCGGUGCCGGAGGCCAUCAGCAGCGGCCCGGAAAUCCUGGUGGAGUUUACUACCUCUCCUUAUGGCACCUUCUUACAUCCGACGCCGCCCCAUUCCCUGCAUGGGUUUCAAUUAGAAGUGCAAGUCACGUUCGUGGACGCCGAAUCACCGACCUACGCCAAGAAUAAGCGCUGCGAGUUCUGGCUGAGGGGCACCGGCGGCGGCAUCCUGGCGUCGCCCCGUCACUCCCUGCCGAGAAACAGCACCUGCUUGUACCAUCUUCGCGGCGCCGGUCCUACCCUGCCGAGCCCGACGCCGCCGCGCCCGUUACCCAAGUUCCCGGAGCAGAGACCCGGCACCGUGUGGAGGAGACCGGCCCCGAGGCCGCCGCAGCCGCAAUUCCGCGUCUGGCUGUCCAUCCUCAAGUUCCACGUGGGCACCGGUCUGUCCAGCACCGACGAGGACUGCUCGACGACGCUGAUGGUCUGGGACGGCGAGAUGAUGCCGCUGUCGGAAUGCAACGACGUCGCCUGCGAAAAAGAACGUCAACGUUACGCUGAAAGAAUGGGCGAUCCGAUUCAACCCAUUCUUGCGCGUCCCUCGAGCAAUACCACACUGCUAGCGAGAUAUUGCAAGGACAAAGUACCGAAGACCUGCGAUCACGCUAUCCUGCAGAACACCAGUCGUCCGUGCUCUUUGGUGGAGAGCUUUGUUUCCUCUGGCAGUAGUUUAACUAUAGAGAUGCGUAUGGUCGAGUCGACGGCGCUCAGACCCGUAAACUUCCGCGCUCUGUACGAAUUCGUCGAUCUUCACCAGGACGGCGAUCCUUAUGGCAGCGGACCGUGCUCCCGCAUUUUCUAUAGUCGGAAUCGAGACCAUUAUUCAGAUCGUAAAUUCCAAGGGCCACGCGACAUAUUCCUGUACGGUCGUGGAGGGUCGAAGAAUAUAAGCUGCGUGUAUCGCUUCGAAGGAGAGCACGACGAGGUGGUGAAACUGAGGUUCAACAAGCUCCUCAAUGGGAAUCGCACCUGCCGCAGCGUUGGCAACUCUGAUUUCAAUAGGCUGCUCUGCAUCGACUCCGAGAACUUCUCGGUUAAGGUGCUCGAUUUACCGUGGCCAAACGCAUCGCCAAUUCAGCGAGAUUGUCUCUGCUCGAAUCGAUCGCUACCCAUCAAUAUCAAAUCUACCUCCAAUAUCGCCGAGGUACAUUUCACCGUUCUAUCUAUGGACGCCUUGGAUGAUUACAACAAUCUCUUCUUCGAGGGCACCUGGGACUUUGUCAAGACGACGCCUUGCAUGCAGAAACGUAGGGUCAGGGGGCCGUCUGGCGAAAUUAAAUACACGCCACCGGCCGACGAUGACGAGAAAAACUGCGAGAACCAGCCGUGGCUGAUCGAUCCCGGCCCGGGACAAUACUUAUACGUGAAAAUGGACGGUAUAAUCGUGUCGAACAGCACCAAGUGCGCGACCAAGAAUCGCAUCAUCGUGCACACGGGCGGCGCGAUUCACGUGUCGGUGUGCCCGAAACCACCUGCUGACUCGAGGCACCAUGUGGUGGAGGUGUUCAGCGACGGUUGGGCCGUCAGCAGCAACGCGAUGAUCCUCGCGCCGGGACAGGAUCCGAUCAGGACCAUCGCCAUCGAGUUUAUCGUGAAAGAACCGGCUUCCUACACGGUCACGUGGCUCGAGCUCACCAGAAGACCGUCGGUGACGUCAACGGCGGGCCUGCAAAUGACGCGGGACUGUGAGCAGCGGUGCCCGGAGCUGGACGCCUGUAUAAACGCCUCGCUGUGGUGCGACGGGGUGUCCCACUGUCCGUCCGGCUACGACGAAGCCCUGACGCACUGCUCCGUGCUGCUGCAGCUGCCGCCGUUGCAACUGGCCCUGGGCGCGCUCGUCAUCCUCACCGUCCUCGGCGUCGUCUGCAUCCUCGUGUGGCGGACCUGCCGGCGGCGCGGCCGCCGCUCGAUAUCCCAGCACCGUCUGAAGAGCAUCUCCUCCGAGACGGCGAUAAUCGACGGCAAGGAAGUGAUAUGCUGACACAGCGACAGUUCUGUGCGUUACGUCGAGGUCGACCGGGUCACCACUGUGUGACGAUCGCCGUCGUCCACGUCGUCGUCGUCGUCGUCGGCACGGCUACCGGCACGGCUCCUCCGUUGCAGAUCAGCGGUCAGACUCUGCUUGGCCCUGCUCUCCUGAAGAAGUCGCCGCCGGGCCGGCCGCCGCCGGAGGAUCCGCGGUACUGCCUCCGCGUAACGCGCAGAACUGUCGUGUGCGAGAGAUUCGGGACGUUAGGUGGGAAAACCGGAGCUCAUCUAUGAUCGGAGAAUCGCGUUCGAUGCUCGAUGACUCGGGCGAGUGCAGGAGAGAACGCCUUUUCUUUUCGUUGUUCCCGGUCGGUUGUUCUGGUCUCGUUGAGAGAGAGGUGGGUCUCAUCGUUUUAAAUUCAGGGAAUAAUGACGGGUGAGUUGGAGGAGAGAGUCGGGCGAUCUGAUUACAGGGAACGUCGUGAAUUGUAAAGCAGCGAAUGGGAACGUGCUUAGGAUUGUAAGUUGUUCGAUGGUGUCCUAUGUCGGAGCCACAAUAGCGCGAAGUUAAAACGUGUAACGGCAGAUUAAUCCGGCGACGUGGCGUAAAAUGUUUGUACGAUGUGUAACUUUUCAUUGAUCAAUCAAUCACGCGGCACGCACACAGUCGUCUACAUCUAUAUAUUUUUUAAAUAAUAAAUUUCUAACGAUAUACUGCCAAUCAAGUUUUCUCAUUUCAAGAGACUGACUUGUUUUGUAACUUUUUAAAUAAUUAAAACAAAAAAAGUUUUUGAAUUUGAAGUAUCCGAGAUACUCGUUUCUGAUCGUCAAUUUUUAACGGACGUGUGAAGUCUGUACAUCACGCAGCAGACGCGCGAUCGAGUUCUUGCCGAAGCCUCGAUCCACCCUUCGCAGACAUCGAAAUAAUCACUGCCGCGAUACCCGGCGAGUCCCGGCGGAAAUUCCCGAGUUCCGAUCAUACUUUCGUUAUCUUCGCGUGCAAGAUCUUAUUAUUCUCGCGCGCGAAGCCUUAUUACUUCUCCAAGUACCGUUACACGUCCCAUCCCGGAUCCAACGCGAAAGUUUUAAUGAUUCCCCGUCGAGCUGUCCGAAAGUCAUCUCGAAACGAGGAGAAAAAAAGAGAGGGAGAGAAAGAGGGAGACAGAGAAUCACGUAACGUAAGCUACAGAAUUAAAGUGCGAACUACUUUAACGAGGACAAUAAGUAAUAAAAUCCUAGUAGUAUGUCGCUAUUAUGGUAGAAUGGCUCAGUGAUGAUCGAACGACGCUGCGCCUUGAUUGAACUUGGACGAUUAGCGCGACUGAAAGAUUACAUAGUAAGGGAUCGGCACGUUUUUUGGCGCAAUGUCGAGAACGCUAUAAAGUAAACGAUGCGACAGGAGGAAAGGGGGAGGGGGAGGAAGGCUUAGCAGAUCGAUAAUGCGUUGUUAGCGAAUUAUAGCAAGUUAUUAUAAGCCAGUUUCAUCAACAUCGCGUUGACCUCAACCGCGUUUUAACGGUUAAGUUCGGUGCACCUCUGAUUCGAUUAUAAAGACGGUAAUUAACAGAUGUUGAUGAAACUAGCGCAGUAUCACCUUAUCUUAUUUACCAAUAUCAUCUAGAGAACCGCAUACUUUUGUCCCGUUAACAGACAUACAAAGUGUUUAUAUUUGAUAUCACAUGACUGACACGACACACGUCUCGCGAACGUUAUUGAGAUAACGCUCGAACGAGUUUUCACAUUUCGACGACGUUAAUUCGCCAAGGCGCCACGUCGCGGCGUCGGUCCGAUUGACACGUCUCGAUUAAUUAAGAAACGCCUCAUUCGGAAAUCCGAGACAUCGAGCGUCGCGCGCAACGUGUUAGUAACUACAAAAAUGUUAGUUCUUCUUGAGAAAUAAGAGUAGACAAGCAAUUUUAGAGCCGAGCGAACUCCCGUCUCGUGCUCCAUACUUUACUUUUUUCCUUUCUGGACGCGCGUAACGUACUCGCACAGAGAGAUUGUCUGUAAGAUAGAUGAUUCAGGAUGGCCGACGCGCACGCACGUCGCGCUUCAAGUCGUCGCAACGUUACUAUAGAUAAAUGAAGAUGUCGAUCGAGAAGGGAUGUUAAAUAUUUAAUGCAAUGUGACGUACUAUAUUGCGGCCGUGGUGACGCCAGAAACUUCAACGUUACCACCCCUCGUUUACUGCCAAAAGUAGUCGAUUAUACCUCGCCGACAGCGAAUACAAAUUUCGAGAAUAUUACAUUUACAUGCGUCAUACAAAUGUAUUGCAGUUACAUGUGUUCAUAGGAUCCGAUCGGUUUACGACAGACCGUUUCAUUGCGCUAAUUGUUAUUAUUUUGUAAAAAAAAAAAAAAACGUGGUGAAACGUACCGGACGCACGGUACGGUAAUCACAAGCGUUUCCUUUUCGUAUCAUGGCCGCAGACUUCUUUCGGACGUCUGCAUUGCGCUCAGGUUGCAUUUCGACGUGAGCAAGUGCAUAUUGCAAAGGAGAGAAUUUCGCUGAUCCAAUUGGUCGAGUAGAAAAAAAAAUCCCGAAAAUUCUGAGUUGGGAAUGUGUGUUGGGAAAGCGAGCUCACGUCGAGACGCGGCCUCAGCCGACGAGGAAGAAUUUCAGCUAGAGAUACUGACCAAGUUUAAAGCGAUAGCCGACUUUUAGGCGACUUAAUUAUUCAUUUUAGCGAUUCCACCGGAUGGAGGGAGAAGCGGUGGAUAAUAUGUAGACUUCAGUAGCCUGAAAUUAUGUGAUAAUAUAUAAAUGCUGUUUUCCUCGGAGCUGUGCUCCGACAUUAUUGUUACGCCGGGCGAACGGCGGCGUCCACCGACGGCCGUUGAACACUCGUGUCAACAUUUUGAGAGGCCACUUCCUUCCUCUCGCUAUAUUUUCAACGAUAAUAGCGCGGGAAUGGCGCGCGCGCGCGCGUAAAAGUUUAGCGAGAUAGAGCGAAACGAGUAAUCGAGGGUGGUUUAUACCUGUCGGGUCACCUUAAACAUGCAUGCGAGCACACCGACGUCACCGCCACGGCUUGUACACCUUGUUCAUACUUGUACAUAAUCGAUUAUUUAUCUAUUUGUAUCGAAUAACGAUGUGUGUGCUUCCGCUCGCACGUUUUAACUGUCGAGCACAUUUUCGUUUUUUAAUUUAUAUUAAAUUAACAACCUGCAACUUUUCUUACGACUAAACGACUGUCGUUGUCAUCCAAGCAUUUAAUUUUAAUCAGCGAAUUCAGAGGCGACGUGACGUACGAGAGAGCUUCGUCUAUAUUUCGCCUGCAUUAUUAAUUAAAGAUGAAAUUACGAUUCUCGCGCUGAGGAAACUGUAAAUGUAGUCGCACGAGAAGCACUGUUUUAAACAAUUCUAGAUCCCGAGGUGAAAUCGAUAUCGAAUCUAUAUAUUUUAAUUAUAUUCUAACAUAGUAUCAAGCGAUAAAACUUUACAGCUUCGACACGUGAAACUUUCAACGCGACAUGGCUUGCGUAUUAUCUGUAUUGAUAAAGUUUGCAGGAGUCUCGUAGGAGCCACUACUUCUUAUUAACCGGUGAGACAUGAAAUAGUUACUUCUUGACAGAAAAAAAACACUAAAAAAGAAAUGAAAAGAAUUUCUUUUAAAUUUCUGAUUAAGUAAUAUAAUCAAGGAAGUGGAAGAAGUAGAAUAAAUUACUCCUUUAUAAACAAUAAUGGCUUUUUCGCAUAUUGCACGACGCCGCGUAUUGAUAUUGCGAGCGGAAGUUCACAUCUUGCCGCUUUACUACUCGAUAAGCAUAGAAUUUCGAAAAUUCACGGUAGAAUCCUCUCGAAACCGAGUGCAUCCGAAAUAGAGCGAAGGAUAACGGAAGCUUAAGACGAAUUAACGAAGAGAAAUGCAGCGUGCUGAUAUCGCAUGCUGAUAUCAUCAGCUAACCGGGAAUACCGCCAACUGUUCUCUCGUUAUCUGCGAGUAUACACGCAACAAUAAUUAACGCAUAUAACCGACAGAUGUGAGACAAACCGAUUCCAAGCGCGCGGUGUAUUAUUUUUAAGCCCGUCGCGGAAAGAAACAUUGAACGCAGACAAUCGCCGAUGCGGACUUGAUGGAGCGAAUUUCACUUCAUUCUUGUUGCACGAAACGCCGGAAACGCGUGCGUUACAUACAGAUGUUCCGUACGAAGUUCCCGUCGACGUUCUGCGGGUAGAUAAGAUUUAUCGCGCUAUACGCUUUAAGUGAUAACGCUGCGGAUUAGUCGGACGAUGAGAAACAACGCAUGCAACGCACGUCACGAGCGAGCGUACCUUCAGUUAACUACAAUCUUGUGUUCAAUCACGAAGAAGCAAAGCAAGUAAUAUAAGUUUUUUUCGAAAAGGAGGUCACGGUUUCAUUAUCUCUUUCGUUUAUAUACCUACACAUUCGUACUUUAAUCCUUCGUCACUUUAAUCCUUCCAUUACGUUAUGAAAUGGUUGAGUAAUAACUAAUUGGCUCUGUAUUAGAACAUGAAACGUCACACUAUCGCGGAAAAGUUUCAUUAAAAGUUUUAUUAAAGCCAAGUAAAAAAAGUGAUGCCAUAAAGUGCAACUGAAUUUAUGAGAAAAUAAAUAUUUUCCGACGAUUGGAAAAGCUUCUUGCUCGUGUCAUGAUAUAUAUCAUUCUAAUUAUCUCUAAAAGUUUUCAUUUACUUGGGACCAAGGUAUUGUUUAAUUAAUACUCGGCCUGCCAGUGACGUAUUUGCCUUUUACACAAUGCAAUUGAGCGGGUACGUCUCUCAGGUAAUUAAAUUAUCGAAAUUCUAAUUAAUAUGACUGAUUCACGAGCAGAGAAUCAAAGACUGAUUAUUUACAUAGUUUUCUUCUGUCAUCAGAAUCUAUACACUGCCACGUGUAAAAUCUAUCUCUUUUACGAGAGACGACAAUUAAAAAUCGAUCAUCUAUUUAUAUGUCGGUGAAUUUCCGAAACAAAGAGAAAUAUAUCUUUGCUCAUUAAAAGAUACCAGAAAUACACGAUCUGUACGACUUGAAUUAGAAGAAUAAAAUUUCCUCGUUCUCUAUUUUGUACAAUCUACAAUAAUAACUUCUUCCAUAAUUUAAAGUCACGGUUGCAUCCCCUCGAUGCUACGAUAUCGGCUUUAAAGCCAUGACCCAGAUACACAACUAACUCCGCUGAUUGUUCCACGGCUCGCCGGAGAGAAAUUUUUCCAAAAAUAGGUCGUUGAAGGUUUUCCUUUUUAAUUACAUUAAUCGUUCCUGACACGAGCAAAUUAAUUCACGGAAUCCUAAUAUAUAAUAGCACGUAAUUAACUGCACUCUGAAUACUUGCACGCACGAAUACGAUUCAUCAGCACCCAUUUAUGAAAACGGCAUUAAUUCUCCGAGAGAGAGAGAAAAAGAGAGAGAGAGAGAGAGAGAGAGAGAGAAGAUAAAAGUAAUGUAAAACUAAAAAUAAUUAUUCUGCAAAACGCAAGCGGUGACCUCCUUUUAAAAGUAACGUAAUACGCUCUGACAUUUUCUAAUCGCGAAAUUGCUGCAAGACGGCAUCGGCAGCGCGAAAGAAAAAUCUAUUUCGAUAACGAUGGCGAUUUAAUUAUAUCACCUUUACAGCGCCAAUAAAAAAAACGUUCCAUAAAAAUUACACAACUGCGUCUAGACAUUACGAGAUCAAUGAUGAAAUAUUUUCGAUUGUGCCACAUCGGGCGCGAAGGAAAAAACAAUGACUUCGAGAAAAUAUGUCACCGCGUACCUAAUAUACUGCCUUCGAAAACCGCCGCGUUCGUACGUCCCAGGAUAAUAAAAGUUUACGUUUACUGCGAUCAGGUGACGCACUCCUGCAUUGUAUAUUAUCGCCGCUGUUCACAUACGAACGCGUGAAUCGUGACUUUUGACACCCGCAUUGCCAUUAUCUUGAUAGAGCGAUUUUAUUAUCGCGACGCGCGUAAUUAAACAUCUCGCGUACAAAUAUUGACCGAAGCAUUAAUCAGCGAAACAAAAAAUAUCGCUAUAUCGAUUAGACAUUACUCGAUUUUAUUGAUAAAGCGACAUUUUUCGUGAGAAGUUGUUAAUUCGCUGUGGAGCUGCUACUGAACUCUCGAGAGUAUAUUCACACAUUUUAUCUAAACGUAUAGACUUUAUUCAAACGGAAGGAAUAAAAGUUUAAAGAGUAACCCUUAAAAAUUUUAAAGACGAUUGAGGAGACAAUUGCAUAAUUACUUACUGAAACUUCGCGAGAGAUAGUCGAUGUUUAAUCCUUGUCACUUAAAACAUCCAGAAAUGACAGAAUGAAACUUCGGUCUAAGAAUUAAAUAAGAUUUUAAUGUAGAACGAGAAGUUGUGACUAAAUGAGACGCGUAGUGUCUCUCAGAAACGCGACAUUUUACUCAUGCGUAAGACAACCACGCCAGAAGUGAAAUAUGAAUAACUUUUUAAACAUACAUAUAUUAUGAAGCCUAGUUAAUUCGACGUCGCCACAGAUUUAACUAGUCGCUUAUUUUAAAAAUAAUGUAAACUCAGUUUUGACGCACCACAAAUUUAGAAAAAAAAGAAAUACGAGCAUAAAUCAACGCGACAAUUCGGUUUUAAUAUUUUUUAUAAAUUGAGUUUACACUGUUUUCAAUAUAAACGAAUCUCUCUUAUUGGAUUGUUGCGUACAAAACAAUGGAUUUAAAACAUCGGACUAUGAAAUGAAUGUGAUAUAUUACGUGUCACGUUUGUCUGAUAGGAUCUGUUUAUAAAAAUAUGCUUUAAGUUUCAAAAAUACUUUUUAUUUUUUUAUAAUAUAAUAGAUUUAUAAAAAUACUUAUAUGAAAUAUAUAUCAUUUUAAGAAACGUGAAAAACAUUAUUAAAUUUUUCAAUUAUACAUAGGUAUAUUUACACUUGUUUUCUAGGAAAUUAUUUGAAAAUCGGCGGAUUUUGACAUAAAAUCCGAAUUUUAUACGCAUCGAUCCAAUAAUUAUUCAGAGAGAACUAGAGAACUUUGAUCCGAAAUGAAUCUCCUUAGACGCAAAUUAGCCUCGUUUACGUGUCACGUUUCAAACGCAAGUGCAGAAACGUACUGCCUCGCACAUACUUCCACGUGCUUUAUCCUCGAAGAUGAUAACUGCGGAUACGGCGGUAGCCCUCAAGAUACAAUUCUCCAGCUUAGAAGGAUACCGCCAUGUCGCUUCACCUAUGUAAAUAUCAAUAAUGGUUACGUAAAUGAUCGGUAUGGUCAAUGUAAGACAAAUUUACGAUUAUCGGCCAAUUCUUUCGGCUCUUGUUUCGAUUGUAAAUAAGCGUAAUCGUACGAAUUAAAGGGAUUCUAGAUCACGAUGUAAGCCAGUAAAGUAAAUUAUCUAGAAUCUAGAGAGACGAUUCCCUUUUUUUUAGGCAUUAUUAUUAAAGGUGUAAAAAUCAUAUCCACGGCUGCGAUUAUGAGAGACGCAAACGAUCGAACUGUCGAUUGUCAAAGCCACACGCGGGCAAAGUCUUACUUUCCGAGAUCUUCGCGCACCUUUGUCCGUGCUAUUAGCUCUCGAUUUUGAUUGCUGGUGACCAUCAAGAUUUCAUGGCGUUUAAUGUUGUUAUAGAGCCACGAUAAAGUAAUCAUACAGAACAUAGGGCAAAAUUUACAGAAGGAGAGAGUUGGAGCAUUUAAAGUUUCGCCUAGCAAAAUAAAUAUAACUUGCGUAUACUAUUAGAAAAGAAAAUUAACUUUGGUGGUGAGACACCUGAAUGUUGAGGUAUACUGUAAAGACUUUCAGCCACCGCGCGUUAUACGUUCACUUCUCCUUCGCUUUUCUUACAAUUCUUACCGUCGCGGCGUCGCUUGUUUAACGUUUCCAGGAAACUGACGGCGAUUAUUCAUUCGAGCUAUUAUAACAGAAUAAAGUGCAAUGACUCUCAUUAUCUUAAUUACGAUCCUAUCGUUAAAGUUCCAAAGGAAUCAGUUCCAAGUUAGAUAAGCGAAUGAGAAGUGUUGUAUCAAAUUGAGAUAAGAAUGAACCAGUGUCAAGCGAAAAAGAAGCUGGCACACUUUCGUUACGCAAUAGACAAACAAUCGGUGACAGUCGCGUGUUUGUUACGAGGUGCCGUUAUCUCGUGCACUACCUGCGCGGUUAUUACACGAAAAAUGAACAAAUGUUUGCAUCGAGACGGAAAAUUCGCGUGAUUGCAUGUGCGUAUAAAUUCUACGCUGCCGAAACGCUGCCGAGGAUUCGACACUUAUCAUCUCGGACGUCUAGGUACUUCGCGAUAAAUCCCGUACGUAAUAUAAUUAAGUAAUCGCCUCAUUCUGUCAUUUUUUUUUCAUGAAAAACAGAGGUUUGUGUUAGUCGUUGUUGUCAAUAAAACGAUAUCGAUGCCUUUGCGCAUCGGGAUUUUUAUGAUAAUACACCUCUUAUUUUGUGAAAGUAAAAUAUACAUACGCACUCUACUAAUGAUUGAUAACUAGACAGUUAUCCGAUAAUCUCCGUAAACUUACAGAUGAGAAAGUAAAAAUAAAAAUUCGGUCGCAAUUCGAAAUAAUUACGCAAAUUGACGCGUUCGAAUCAAAGAAUCGAUCGAGUCAGCUUUCACGUAACGCGUUCUCGAAAAUACCUAUAUCUUUGCGGAUCUUGACAGUUCUGUUGUAUCGCGCUACAAAGACGAAUGGCAUAAACUGUUUCUGCAAACUCAAUUUUCAUAUCAUCUACUAUCAUUCCACAUAACGCCGGGAGAUAUUUUUCUUUGGAUCGUUGCGAUAUCAAUCAUUCACGUAUUUCAAGACAGGUUCACAAAUAACGAUGUAUCUAUGUACUUUACAGCGACGAGGUCGCCGCGCUUAUUUGAGAGAAAAGCGCAUUCUGCGGAAUUCUUUUUCAAAAAUUCUACGGUGCGAUUCGAUUAUGCUCCUUAAGCGAGAUUGCUCACCGGGAGUAAAUCUGUUCUACGUUCGCCCUCAAUUGCAUCGCGCUCGAUCGACUGCCGUGCCAUGCCGGUCCGAUGAUCGUGCCUCGAGAUUCGUUUUUUUAAAACUCAAUUCGCGAGAGAAUGAGUAUAUAUAUGAAACCCAGAAUCCGAACCGAACGCAUGGAAUCGUGUACACCAACUCGGAUCUCGAUAACCCUGAUUUUUCAUACGAAAGCUUUUUCGCGACAAACAGGCACGCUCGAUCGGCGAUAAAACACGCGUUUUAGGAAAAAUCAUGCGUACGCUUCCUGGAAUAAAUUUUAUAUGUUAAAGAUAUAUUAAUAUCUUGAAAUUUUGAAUAUAUCUCUUGUUUAUCUGCCGCUUUGGAACGUUUAAAGAAAAAUUCUGAGGAAUGUGAGAAUAAUUUUUAAACUAAUUAUACAAAUCUUACGUAUUUCGUGUAAAAGCAAAUGUAUUUUAAAUUCCUCUUCUCGGUCAUUAUUAGAUUAUGGUGAGCGCAAAGUCAGCAAGAAAUCUGACAAUAACAUAAAGGCACACACACAUAUACACACCCACGCAUGCACGCGAUCUUGCCAGGCCAUGCAUAAACGCACACGUCAUUAAUACAUUUGUAAUCGCUCUAUUUGAAGACUGUGACACGAAUUGCGGUAAACAAACGUCGAUGGCUUUAUUUAAAUGUAACGACACGACUGUACGUUAAAAUUGUCGAGAAGCUUGUGUUAACCAUGUCUUAUUAUACAUAUACACACAAUUAAUUUUUAUAAUUGAUAUACAUAUAUAACUAAUUUGUUAAUUAAAAUAAAACAACAACAGUUAUUUAGAAAAUUAAAAAAUAGAUUUAUUUUAGUAAUUCCAACGCUUUUUUCUCAUACCUAUAUCAUAUAUAUAUAUAUAAGACCGUGGAUUCAAGGGACGGAUUUUUAUCCAUUUUCCGUGAUUUUCUUCCAUUCUUUCCGGAUAAGUAUAUAAUUUACUUGCCGUCAGAAAGAAAACGUAAAGUCCAUUGUGCAAUCGGACGACGAUCGUUGUUCGCGUUAAAUCGGAUCAGAGCGAAAUCAUCAGUCCGAGGAGGCAGCGACCUGCGCAUGAAUCAUGAGCCCGUCAUGAUUUAUUUACGGACGAAGUGGCCGUCUCUGACGGAAGUGAAUGCGUCAUACGACGUCACUAGAAUCCGAUCGCAGCGUUAGACAAUUCGCUGACAAAAACGCCUUUGCAUUCCGCAGAAGUAUGCAAGAGCGUAAAUAGAUUGGCGAUGCGGAUUUCGUGUCACGUGGAACUUCGAUGACUCGCGGUGUCACUUAUUAUAUAAAUAUACAUAUACGUAUAUAUGUAUGUAUAUACACACACAGUCCCGUUAAUUUAUUCCACGAUAAAAUAAAAACAAUAACGACCAAUCACCUGCCAGACGUAAAUUUUAAUUGACCCUCCGAAAAACAUGCUCACGCGAUACGCAUAUAGUUACUAAUUGUACCAUUGCCGACUACCGACUCGAAGUAUAACGAAUAUAUUCGACAUUUUUAAUAAAUUAUUUUGAAGAUUG
Messenger RNA from Temnothorax curvispinosus, 14681 nucleotides. RefSeq lists its product as uncharacterized. Bases 1189 to 4296 code for a protein of 1035 amino acids. Lineage: Eukaryota; Metazoa; Arthropoda; Insecta; Hymenoptera; Formicidae. The transcript is spliced from 17 exons. The record is from RefSeq and is a predicted model, not a curated record. Gene Ontology annotation, molecular function: protein binding. Gene Ontology annotation, cellular component: plasma membrane.